AUGAAGCUCUCCAGUGUCGCGCCUCUUGCGCUGGCUCUUGCAGCCACCACGCAGGCCUCCUACAUCAACUAUACCACCGUCACUGGUUAUUUCCUGCAGGAUGAGGAGUCCACCGAUGCGUCCACGUUUGACUUCACCACCACCAACUUCGGACUCAUCAACCGGACAUAUCCUGCCGACAAGAAACACCACCACAAUGACCUCACCCAAUGGGAACGCUUCUACCGCCAAGUUGUCGAGCUGAACCACCAAGCCCCAUCCAAUGUCGACUACAAAGUGCUCUUCUUAGGCCGCCACGGCGAAGGCUGGCACAACGCCGCCCAAGAUUACUACGGCACACCCGCAUGGAAC
This is a messenger RNA of Aspergillus ibericus CBS 121593, 351 nucleotides long. RefSeq lists its product as uncharacterized. NCBI's taxonomy places the organism in Eukaryota, Fungi, Ascomycota, Eurotiomycetes, Eurotiales, Aspergillaceae. The annotation marks the transcript as partial. The record is from RefSeq and is a predicted model, not a curated record. The transcript is spliced from 2 exons.